Messenger RNA from Mercenaria mercenaria, 2044 nucleotides. RefSeq names its product multiple epidermal growth factor-like domains protein 11. Bases 11 to 958 code for a protein of 315 amino acids. The record is from RefSeq and is a predicted model, not a curated record. Lineage: Eukaryota; Metazoa; Mollusca; Bivalvia; Venerida; Veneridae. The transcript has 4 exons. Gene Ontology annotation, molecular function: scavenger receptor activity.
UAGCAUAUGCAUGCAGACAACUGGCCACUGCAAUAGUGAGUGUUUACCGGGAUGGUAUGGUGAAACAUGUAAUAUAAAAUGUAGUAACACAUGUUCCGGGAACGUCUGUAAAACACUGUCUGGAUACUGUAAUAAUGGCUGUUCAGCUGGAUGGUACGGGGACACAUGUGAAAAAACCUGCAGUAGUUCCUGUUCAAACAAAACUUGUAACCAAACGUCAGGCUUCUGUCAAAAUGGGUGUAGUCCAGGUAGCUAUGGCGACAUGUGUGAAACAGAGUGCAACGAUACUUGCCACGAUAAGACGUGUAACCAAAUCAGCGGUGGCUGUAUAUAUGGCUGUGCCAGUGGAUGGUUCGGUGACUCAUGCGCUGAGGCAUGCAGCGAAACAUGUUUCAACAGAUCAUGUGACCAGUUUUCAGGACUUUGUGAUGAAGGAUGUGUUUCAGGUUAUUAUGGUAGCAACUGUGAGAAAAACUGCAGUUAUGAUGUCUUGUUCGAAUUAUGUGACAGCAGUACAGCGUCGCAGUGUUCACGAGAAUGCACGACAAUGGUUAUGCAAGGCGUCUGGAACAAAUUUUCAGUUUCAUCCACCAACCGGUUUUCUACGUUCAACUUGACAGUUAGCACGUAUAUUCUAGCUGGAGUUGUUUCUGCAAUAACAUUUGCAUUAGCGACAUGUUUCGUCCGAAGGACCGUACUAAAUAGAAGAUACAAUCUCCAAAAUAAUCUUGAACUACCAACAAUAGAAACUACGGAGCCAAUAUACGAAGAAAUAGAUGACAUUUAUGAUAGCCCAACUUUUGAAAACGACCAUAUUCACGUUUCUAGAACAAGCUCUAAUCGUGAGAUUGACGGAUUUUCAGUUGAUGAGAAGAGCAUGAUAACUGCAAAAUCAGCAUGUGGCAUAUCUCAUAGUUAUGAACUGAAACGAGCUGAACCUGUUUGCCCCUGCCGAUGAAGCUAUGAAAUCCCAGUAUCAAGUGUAACCUUGAUGUAUGGAAAAAUGGAUGUUGCUGGAAUUGAUGAAAAACAACAUAGAAAUCAUCAAGAUAUUUCAGGCAUUAGUAAUGACUUUGAAAGAGAGUUUGAAUGUAAAGUUAUUAAUUCAUUCCAUUCUAGCUCUACAAGCGAAUUUGAAGAGACUGAAAAGGAUAACACAUAUGAUGGAGUGAACGAGAACCAAGGUGAUGAAAAUCACCCGAAUGAAAACCCUGCUACAAUUGCUAAUAGAGAAAGCAUACUUUACCUGCAUCCACAGAUAUGACUAUGUGUAAACUGUUUAGAGUCUUUGAAUAUUUUUUGUGUUUGGUGGAAAUAGUAAGGUCGGAUAUCUGAAGAGACUUGAAAAAGCAUAAUAGUUUCGGUUAACUUUGAUAAUACAGUACCUUAAACUUGAAAGAGAGAUCUCAAUGUUACUUUGAUUCUAAUUUAUUGCAUUUUAAAAUAAUAAAAGUUCAGAUAAGAAAGACUUGACUUUAGUUCUACAACUUGAUUCAAGUUGUUGCAAAACGAUAACAAAGUGACCGAAUGUCUUAUGCAAUAAAUUUGUUUAGCACAUUUUAAAAUUACCGGCAUAUUCAAAAAUUGAAAUAUAUCGCACAAUUUGAUUUUGCAAGCUUAGUGCAUAAUACCUUAGCGCUUAAGUAUGAAAGCUAGAAAAGGGUUACAUUUGUAGCUACAUAGGAAAUUGUCCUCUAUUGAUAAUUGCCCCUGAAUGUGUAGAUAUAUUUGAUAAAUACAAUCAGCUUAUUAUUCUUAUAGGCUUAAUUAUCUUUUAACAACUGAAGCAUUUAGACCUGCUUAAAACAUCUUUAAUUCAUUUUACUAUAUAUGUGUACAAAUAUCACAUGACCGUCAUUGAAAAAGCAUAAUAGUUUCGGUUAACUUUGAUAAUACAGUACCUUAAACUUGAAAGAGAGAUCUCAAUGUUACUUUGAUUCUAAUUUUAAUGCAUUUUAAAAUAAUAAAAGUUCAGAUAAGAAAGACUUGACUUUAGUUCUACAACUUGAUUCAAGUUGUUGCAAAACGAUAACAAAGUGACCGA